Ictidomys tridecemlineatus (thirteen-lined ground squirrel) is the source of this 632-nucleotide messenger RNA. RefSeq names its product baculoviral IAP repeat containing 5 (gene Birc5). Lineage: Eukaryota; Metazoa; Chordata; Mammalia; Rodentia; Sciuridae. The record is from RefSeq and is a predicted model, not a curated record.
GCGCAAGCAGGCGGCGCCGGCGCCAUGGGGGCUCAGUUCUUGCCACCGACCUGGCAGCUCUAUCUCAAGGACCACCGCGUCUCCACGUUCAAGAACUGGCCCUUCCUGGAGGGCUGCGCCUGCACCCCGGAGCGGAUGGCCGAGGCCGGCUUCAUCCAUUGCCCCACUGACAACGAGCCCGACUUGGCCAAGUGUUUCUUCUGCUUCAAGGAGCUGGAAGGCUGGGAGCCAAGUGACAACCCUUUAGAGGAACAUAAAAAGCAUUCGUCUGGGUGUGCGUUCCUUUCUGUCAAGAAGAAGGUUGAAGAAUUAACCCUUGGUGAAUUUUUGAAACUGGACAAAGAGCGAGCCAAGAACAAAAUUGCAAAGGAAACCAACAGCAAGCAGAAAGAAUUUGAAGAAACUGCCAGGAAAGUCCGGCAAGCUAUGGAGCAGCUGGCUGCCUUAGAGUGAACCUUGCUGUGGUCACCUGGUCCCAGGGUAACACGUCUUUCCCCAGGCCUGGUCCCCCCGUGUUACUGCCUUUCUGUGGAACUCCUAGAAGUACCUUAGGAAAGGAGAAUGCCAAAAUUUUGAAAUUGGACGUUUGGACUGAGUUUUGUUUCUCCUGAAGUGGCAUCAGCGCCUCUCUG